Molecule: messenger RNA, 4961 nt
Organism: Alligator sinensis (Chinese alligator)
Lineage: Eukaryota; Metazoa; Chordata; Crocodylia; Alligatoridae
Gene: THSD7B
Product: thrombospondin type 1 domain containing 7B
Exons: 29
Coding region: 85-4920 (1611 amino acids)
Biological process (GO): actin cytoskeleton organization
Cellular component (GO): plasma membrane
Source: RefSeq, a predicted model, not a curated record
CUGAGCACUUGGAGAACAGCAAGGCAAGGUUUAAUUAUUGUGUGGGCAGGACUAGAGAAGAGAAGACACUGAAUUAGCUGAAGUAUGUUUCUAAGAGAAAACUGGGUUUCUGCUCAUUGGGCAUGGCAGAGCAUGAGGAAGUUUUUGCUUUUAUUUGCUCUCUUAAUAUUACAAACAGCUGUUUUGGAAGCCAGGAAAGAUCAUCAAUUUGUUUGGAAAACAGGUCACUGGGGACGAUGUAUAGGUGACUGUGGGUCUGGUGGCAUUCGGAGUCGUGCAGUGUGGUGUGUCCAUGUAGAAGGUUGGACAACCCAUCAUUCAAACUGCGAACAAAGGGACAAACCUGAAAACCAGAGAAGUUGCUUUAAAGUCUGUGAAUGGCACCUUGAGCUCUUUGAGUGGGAAGUUUCAGAAUGGAAUCUUUGUGUGCUUGUUCCUUUUGCUCAUGGCGAAGUCAAACCAAGGACUUCAGAUUGUGUGACUGCACAGCAUGGGCUACAGCACAGAAGUGUACAUUGUAUUCAGAAACUGAACAGAACUAUAGUUGUCAACGAAAUAUGUGAAUAUUUUACACCACAACCACCUAUAGAACAAGCCUGUCUAAUACCCUGUCCCCGGGACUGUGUUGUAUCAGAGUUCUCAGAAUGGUCUGGGUGCAGCCAGGAUUGCGUAAAGAGUUUACAACACAGAACUCGUUCUGUUCUCUCCCCACCUCUCUAUGGUGGUUCCCAAUGUCCAAAUCUUACGGAAUCAAGAAUGUGCAACGUUUCUGUCUCUUGCUCUCUUGGGGAAGAAGAAUAUACCUAUAGUCUUAUGGUUGGACCUUGGAGUAAGUGUAGACUGCCUCACCCUAAAGAAGUUAGUUUGAUUGGAAGAACCAUGCUGGACUUCAGUUCAGAUUCUACAGAGCGAAGCACGUUCAGACUGCAAGUUUACAAACCACACCAUCAUUCCAAGCCAUGGGAUGUAGAGCUAGGUUAUCAGACUAGGCAGGUUAGGUGUAUAAGGAGUGAUGGGAAAAAUGCAAUGUUGAGCCUUUGUAUGCAAGAAGCCAUCCCCUUGACCUUUCAGUCCUGUGUCAUCCCUAAAGACUGUGAAAUGUCUGAUUGGUCUGCAUGGAGCACCUGCUCGAAGACUUGUCACUCAGGGGAUCUCUCACCCGGAUUCCGAAGCAGACGCAGGAGCAUAAAGCACAUUGCAGUGGGUGCGGGGAAGGAGUGUGCUGAGCUAGAAGAGAAGGAGGCCUGCAACAUACAAGGAAAAAAGUUUCUGCAGCCUUGUCCCAGGUUUUCAUGGAGGACUUCUGAAUGGAAAACAUGCCAAGUGACAUUUCUCCUUGACCAGCAGGACCCUCGACGACAUAAAUACACAGUGCUUUGUGGAGGUGGCAUACAAAUCCGGGAAGUAUUUUGUGCUCAAAUCAGGAUAGAAUCAGGGAUACACAAGUUAAAGGAAGUCACCAAACCUGAUGACAAGAAGUUGUGCCCUGGCCUUGCUCCCUCUGCCUCCCAGCUGUGCACUGUCCCAUGUCCUUCUGAGUGCCUGGUUUCUGCUUGGUCUGUGUGGGGACCUUGUGUUCAUGAAAACUGCCAGGAUCACCUAGGAAAAAAAGGCUUUAGAACGAGAAAAAGGCAUGUUGUUGCAGAGCCCGUUGGUACUUCUGGGGGCUGUCCACAUGUAAUAGAAUCUAUUCCUUGUGAAGACCCAAUGUGUUAUCAGUGGGCCAUUUCAGAGGGCAUGUGUGUACCUGAUCAUGGAAGAUGUGGGCAUGGGAAUCGCAUAGUGAAGGCUGUAUGUAAGAACAGUGAAGGUCAAGAGGUAUCACAUAACCUUUGCUCAGAGGUUCCCCGUCCUGAAACAAUGGUGUGUGAGGUCCCGUGUGCGCUGGAUUGUGUUGUUAGUGAGUGGUCAGAAUGGUCACCUUGUUCCCACACAUGUUCCAGUAAAAAUUCUGAAGGCAAACAAAGCAGGACUAGAUCUAUCCUGGCACUCCCAGGGGAGGGUGGAAAACUGUGUCCUCCUAGUCGAGCCCUGCAGGAAUAUCGCUUCUGUAAUGAUCACCCUUGCACACAAUUCUAUUGGGAAGCUUCUCCGUGGGGUCCUUGUUCUGAAGACACUUUGGUAACUGCCCUCAAUGCCACCAUUAGCUGGAAUGGAGAAGCUACUUGUGGAGUGGGUAUACAGACAAGGAAGGUCCUUUGCAUGAAGAAUAGUUCUGGCCAGGUUAUGAAUAAAAGGUGUCCAGAGUCCAUCAGACCUGAAACAGUGCGUCCAUGUUUGCUCCCAUGCAAGAAAGAUUGUGUUGUUACUCCUUUCAGUGAGUGGACACAGUGCCCUACAACAUGUCAACAUGGCAAUGCUACAGGAAUUAAACAGUCCCGCUAUAGGAUUAUCAUUCAGAAUGCUGUCAAUGGGGGACAGGAGUGCCCAGACACCUUGUAUGAAGAAAGAGAAUGUGAAGAUAUUCCUGUCUGCCCAGUAUACAGGUGGAAGGCCCAUAAAUGGAGCCAUUGUGUACUAGUGCCAGACUCUGUGAGACAGGGCAUACUGGGACAUAAUGAAGCAUGUGGCCAUGGCCUGCAAUCAAGGGCUGUUACAUGCCUCUCGGAGAAUAACCAUUCUGCAGAUGUCACUGAGUGCCUGCAGUGGAUAGGACCUAUGCCUCCCCUUGUACAGGAGUGUUUAGUUCCCUGCAAAGAUGACUGCACAUUUACACCUUGGUCUAAAUUUACAGCAUGCACCGUAGACUGUGAAUCAACAAAAAGUAGAAGGAGAUCACUGACAGGGAGAAGCAGAAAGCGAGACAAAUGCCAGAAUACAGAAGUUUAUCCUCAAGUUGAAAUGGAAGCAUGCCCCUGUGAAACGUUUUCUUCCCAGCCCUAUGGAAAUUGGUCAGAUUGCAUUAUUGCAGGGGAUAAAACAGAGCCUCAAUUAGGAAUAAGAUUCUAUGGAGACCCCAAAGAAUGUGGAGAAGGUAUACGACUCCGUGCAAUUGCCUGUUAUGAUAAGACCGGCAGACUUGUGGAGCCGUCUUACUGCAGCAGUUCUGGUUACAUUGAAGAAGCUUGUAUAGUGCCUUGUCCAUUUGAUUGCAAGCUAAGUGACUGGUCUAGCUGGGCCCCUUGCAGUUCAUCUUGUGGAACUGGGAUGAAAAUAAGGUCAAAGUGGCUGAAAGAAAAGCCUUAUAAUGGAGGUCGUCCAUGUCCAAAAUUGGAUCUCAAGAAUCAGGCUCAGGUGUAUGAGGCAGUCCCAUGCUACACUGAAUGCAAUCAGUAUUCCUGGAUAGUAGAGCCAUGGUCUCCAUGCAAAAUCAACACUGAGCAAAAUUCCCUACAUUGUGGGGAAGGAAUACAAACAAGAAAAAUCAGAUGUGUAAAUACUUCGGAAGAUGGUGAAGGAGAGGCUGUGCCCAACAUGCUAUGUAAUCAGUCUGAAACCCCUAAUGAAGUUCAAAAGUGUAGCCUAUACUGCCCCUAUGAGUGUGUGAUGUCUAACUGGGGACAAUGGAGCAAAUGCCCGCAGGUAUGUGAUCCCAAUAUUAUGCAAACACGUGUUCGCCAUGUGUUAAGGUCUCCUUCAGAUGCCAAGACUUGCCCAGAAGAUUCACAAAUGCAACCUUGUGUUCUCAAUCAAAAUUGCUUCCAGUAUGAGUACAAUCUGACAGACUGGAGUACAUGUCAACUAAGUGAAAAUGCAACCUGUGGACAAGGGAUUAGGAGCCGCCUUUUGAGCUGUGUGCGCAGUGAUGGAAAAACAGUAAAUAUAAACCACUGCGACCAGCUGCAUUUGGAAAAACCUAUACAAAUGACCAUUCAGUGCCUCGUGGAUUGCAUUGUGAAUUGUCAGCUUUCCAAGUGGUCAGCCUGGUCACAAUGUUCACACACUUGUGGUGUUGGAGGCCAAAUGACACGCACUCGAUCCAUAAUUAUGCAGGCACAAGGAGAAGGAAGGCCAUGUCCUACGCAGCUUACCCAGUACAGAAAUUGCCCUGUAAAACCAUGCUACAGUUGGAUUCUUGGGGAGUGGUCUCCAUGCAAAGUAGAGAGUGGAAAAUGUGGUGAUGGGUUCCAAGUUCGCAAUCUCACAUGUGUCGUACAUGAUGCUUCUCCCUCUGGUACAUCCAAACAAGUAGAAGGUGCAUUAUGUGGAGAGUUGCCUUCUAAAGACAAUGCGCUACAACUAUCAUGUUCAGUGCCUUGCCCAGGUGAUUGCCAUUUGACAGAAUGGUCAGAGUGGAGCUCGUGUGAACUAACAUGCAUUGAUGGCAGGAGCUUUGAGACUACUGGUCGCCAGUCUCGAUCAAGAGCAUUUAUCAUACAGUCUUUACAAAACCAAGAGAGCUGUCCUGAACAAGUGAUAGAGACACGGCCUUGUUCAGGAGGGAAAUGUUAUAACUAUUCAUGGAAAACCAGUCUUUGGAGAGAUAAUGAACGCACUGUGUGGUGUCAGCGUUCAGAUGGGAUGAAUGUGACAGGAGGUUGUUCAGUUCAGACCAAACCUGCUGAAACCUGGCACUGCAGUCCGGCAUGCAGAAAACCGUUCUCCUAUUGCACUCAGAGUGGAGUCUGUGGUUGUGAGAGAGGAUAUACAGAAAUAAUGAGAUCAAAUGGUUUCCUGGACUACUGCAUGAAGGUACCAGGUUUAGAAGAUAAGAAAGCGGAUGUCAAAACCAUAGCUGGAAAGAAUAAACCUGUCAAUUCAAAAAUGCAUGACAUUUUCAAAGGAUGGUCUAUUCAGCUUUUUAAUACAGAUGGCAGACUUAAAAUAUGGGUGUAUGGAGUAUCAGCUGGUGGUUUUCUCAUCUUGAUUUUGGGGAUUUUUACAUCCUAUCUUGUUUGCAAGAAACCAAAACAGCAUCACAGUCCUCCUCCACAACAGAAACCCCUGACUUUAGCAUACGAUGGAGACAUAGACAUGUAACAAAAAAAUCCAAAUUUAGACAUCAGCUGCCUUAACUGCUU